UUUUUAUUGUGAUGAUAAAAAUGAUAAGAGAAAACUUACAAUUUUUAGGAAAUUGAAAAUUUAAUUAUUUCUUGCGUUAAUUAAUUAAAUCUGUAAUUAUCAGAAUGUCUAAAGGUGGUAAAGGUAAUAAAGGACUCGAUACAAUCAUCAUUGAUCCGGUGCUCGAAGAAAAAGUUCGUAAAGCUAAAGAACGAAUAUCAGAAAAUAUGCAUAUCCUCGCCAAUGAGCCAUCGCUAGCUUACUACAGAUUGCAAGAAAACAUUAGGAAAUCAUUACCACACAUGGUUGAUAAACGAAUAGAAGCUGAGAAAUUACAAAAAGACCUACAAGGCAACAUAUACGACUUGGAAUACGCUAUCAACGAGCUGACAGCUAUGGGAAAAACGCAAGAAACCUUUAAAAAUAUUUUGGAGCUUUCGAAAACUGCAUUAUUCAUGAAACAGCAAGUAAAAUAUCUGAAAACAAAAAGGAAUAAGAAAGAUCCUUCGUCCGUCUAUAAAAGGUUUUCAGCUCAUAUCACCCUUGAUCUACCAGACCUGCCGGAUGCUUUGAAAGAAACAGCGAAUAAAGUUGAGUCGAUGAUGGGCAAUUCGAGGCAUUCGACGAUGUACUGAUUUUUAACGCAGUUUUGAUCGUUUUAUGGACGAUGAAAAUGCAGUAUUAUUUUGACUUUAAUUUUUUUUUACGAUUAACGAAAUGACGAGAAUAAUUAAUGUGCAAUAUAUUUUUUUAUUAAAUUUUAUCAUGAAUUGAA
Planococcus citri (citrus mealybug) is the source of this 754-nucleotide messenger RNA. RefSeq names its product BLOC-1-related complex subunit 8 homolog. The record is from RefSeq and is a predicted model, not a curated record. Gene Ontology annotation, cellular component: BORC complex. The coding region runs from base 105 to 614 and encodes 169 amino acids. The transcript is spliced from 4 exons. Lineage: Eukaryota; Metazoa; Arthropoda; Insecta; Hemiptera; Pseudococcidae.